Molecule: messenger RNA, 333 nt
Organism: Marasmius oreades (fairy-ring Marasmius)
Lineage: Eukaryota; Fungi; Basidiomycota; Agaricomycetes; Agaricales; Marasmiaceae
Exons: 1
Coding region: 1-333 (110 amino acids)
Source: RefSeq, a predicted model, not a curated record
AUGAGACCGGCCCCUCGAAGGGCAACCACAGACUGGUGGGACAUUCUUUACCCUGAUACUGCAUCAUUUUGUACUUCUCUCCUUUCAUCGAUCACCCUCAUUUCGAUCACUCCUUCUGACACUCCCAAGUUUAAUCCCGACUUCCACGCUCUACAACCUCAGUCCUACGAAUACACUAUCGCACUAAAGGACUACAGGACCGUUGAUUCGCUUCAACGAUUGUUUUUAUUGUACCUCUCAUGUCGAGUCAUCGCUUCUUUGUACUUAUACACAUACCCAAAUCACCAAACUUUCGACAGCUCUGAUACUCGUAACAAAAGGGGAAUAGUCUGA